GCAGCUUCAUUUGGAGGCCACGAGAAGGUAGUCAAGGUGCUACUCGACAACAACGCCGACGUCAACGCACAAGGUGGAGACUACGCCAACGCCCUGCAGGCAGCUUCACUUCAAGGCCACGAGCAGGUAGUCAAGAUGCUGCUCGAUAGCAACGCCGACGUCGACGCGCAGGGAGGAGACUACGGCAACGCACUGCACGCAGCUUCACUUCAAGGCCACGAGCAGGUAGUCAAGAUAUUGCUCAAGAGCAACGCC
Molecule: messenger RNA, 255 nt
Organism: Macroventuria anomochaeta
Lineage: Eukaryota; Fungi; Ascomycota; Dothideomycetes; Pleosporales; Didymellaceae
Product: ankyrin
Exons: 1
Molecular function (GO): protein binding
Source: RefSeq, a predicted model, not a curated record